AGAAAAUUUUCCUCUACUUUUCGUUUUCUACCUGGUGUAGUGUGGUUUUGGUCCUCGCGGUUCAUCAUGUCUAUCGGUUUUAGUUGCGGCUGCUGCCGUUUUAGUUUUCGUCUCUCCCAGUUAGGCUUCCCUCUGGUGUAAGAAUCGCUAAUUAGAAGUAAGAUUGCAGCAGCGAACCAUGAAAAAUGACUCACCACGACAUGGUCGCCGAUCGAAGAAGAUUUUUACACGCAAAUUUGUAGUUUCUAUUGUCUUCGCGAGAAGAUAACGACCUGCUAAGAUAAAAUUUUCAACACCACCAGAUCACGCACUCUUUUUAAAAAAACUUACUUACCACGCUGCAGGAGACCGUACUUAGAUCAUUCGAUCACUAUGCCUCGCCCUUCGCGCACCACCAGUAGAGGACGAGUCCUUUCCCAGGAUGCCACAAAGAUCUAUGGCGUUCUCAAACGGUACAUUCUCAAUUGUUACAUGAUUAAUAUUUACAUUGCUUGACUUCCGGGCUCUGGUACGGCAUACCCCCGGCGACAGGUGACCUUGACAGGUGACCUUGACAGGCGACCUCGACAGGUGGCCUCGACAGGUGACCUCGACAGGUGACCUCGACAGGUGACCUCGACAGGUGACCUUGACAGGUGACCUUGACAGGUGCCCGCGACGGGUGAACGCCCUGCCUUCCCCCACUUCUAGCGUUUCGCGCGCUAAGCUACUAUGCUCGCCCCUGAUGUGAGGCGAGGGGCGGACGCUGUCCGCCCCGAUGCCGAACACGACCCUUCCCCCGCCCACUAAUGCUUCGCGCACUAAGCCACUAUGCGCGCGCCUGGUGUGAGGCGAGGGGCGGACGCUGUCCGCCCCGAUGCCGAACACCCUUCCCCCACUAGUGCUUCGCGCACUGAGCCACCAUGCGUGCGCCUGGUGUGAGGCGAGGGGCGGACGCUGUCCGCCCCGAUGCCGAACACCCUUCCCCCACUAGCGCCACUAGGGAAGGGCACAAGGCCCCAGCGUGGGGACCCUGUCCCCACGCUCGGGUGGGCCUUGUUUGUCAUGCAAAAUGGCAAUCAGAAAUCGAAACGAUCAAGCUGCUUCGCAUUACAAAUUGUCGAAGAGCCCAAGAGGCUGAGAAUCUGCGCCAAACCUGUAAUGCAAUAGGCGCAACUUCCCCCCUUCCACUUUUCAUCCCAUUCUUGCAUUACAAAUUCAUGUAACAGCUGAGAAUGUAACAUUUGAGAGCUCCAUAAGAUCCUGUUCAGCCACAGUGGUCUCGUGACUCUGGAAAAUGCGGCGUCGCCAAGAUGCGCGGCGAUUGUGAACACCGAGGCCACGCAGCGCGACACGGCGGCCGAAACCGCAAGUCUGAAAAUGGACAACGUGGAAGUGACCGGGACGAUCCUGGAGCUCGCACAGAUGAUCAAGGACAAGCGGAAACGGCUGACGAAAGGGACCCAGUUUACGGCGGACAACGGGCAGAAAGUGGCUCUCGACCAUAUGGCUUCCUCAGAUGUUACAAUCUCAAAUCGGUUACCAUAGAGUCUGAAAUUUGUGUUGCAUGAUGAGCAUGACAGACUCGCACAGCGUUCCACCUUUUGCAAUACAAAUUUCGCCAGAUUGUAGUGAGGUUUGGCCCUCCGGAACUUGUCAUGCGCAAUCCUGUGGGAAGAGGCUAGAUCAUGCACUUUUGCAUCACAGAUUUCCAUAUUCUAUGGUAACCGAUUUGAGAUUGUAACACCUGAGCGGGUUAUAGACCAGAUCCACAGCCCGAACGAGCUGGCCGACCGUAUGGAGUUCUCAACUGUUACAUUCUCAACUGUUACAUGAAUUUGUGAUGCAAGAACAGCGAAAGUCAAAGGGAGAACCUUGCAACUCUAGCAUCACAAGUUUGGCACCGAUUUCCAUGCUGUUUAGCCCUUCUGAGAUUUGUCAUGCGCAGCCGCUUGGUCGUGCGGUUGCUUAUGGCAAUUUUGCAUGACAAAUCAUGUAACAGUUGAGAAUGUAACAUUUGAGAACGCCAUAGACCGGGGGAAAGAGUGCUGGCUGUUUAUUGCAAGGAAAAAUCCCCCCUCCCCAACAUAUUGAGAACGUAUCCCGCGUCUGAGAAUUUGUGAUGCAGAUUUGUGGCCACAAAUCCUGUCUGUCUUGCAGGAUGGCAAAUUGAGAGAGAGCGCCGCGCUAUGCAGACGAUUUGUCAUGCUUCAAGGUCUACACAGCGGACGCCUGCCAUGCUGGACGCCUACACCAAAAGGCCCCUGCCUAAGUAGGCUUGCGAUCUGCGUGCAGUACUCUACUGCAAGAACAGAGAUCUGAUUUGUGUACACAAAUCCCGCAUCACAGAUUUUCGUUUUGAUACGGAAAGGGGGGAUUUUUCAUUUUGAUACUGUUGCGCGUCGCCCGCGGAACCUCUGGGGGGAUCGAGAACACGUUUUUUGCCGGUGUUGUGAAGGAGUUGCGGGUGAAUGCGGAGACGCGCAUGCCCGAGUCGUAUGUCUACAUAGACCCAAGGUUUUAUGUGGUCAGUGGCGAAGAGAGAGAUGAACAAGUGGAAGAAUCGAAUACGAACAACGGAGGUGGACGAGCAGGUCCUUCGUCGUCUCAUAAUUCGACUCUCUCUUCGCCGACUUCCGGCUGGUACGAUGCGAGAUACGUUUACCGCCGCUUGUCGCUCUUGGACAUGCUGUAUCAAAUGUAAAAGUGUCUGGGUCUGGAAGAAUUCACGUUUGUCAUGCUUGUCUGGCAUGACUCUUAAAUCUGUCAUGCACGUUACCCAAGAGGUCCGUUUUUCUGUGAUGCAGAAGCACAGUUUGUCAUGCAGAAUAGGCAACACCUUCACCUAGGAACUCAAAAACUUGUCAUGCUGAGCCAGCAUUUGUAGCCUCAUCAUGAGACGCCACCCAGCAUCACAAGUUUCCAGACCCAGACAUUUUUGCAUUUGAUAUGCUGCAGCGUGAGACGAAAAUCUGCCCGAUGACGAGGAUCCUGAUGGAGGCGCCCGUCACGGACUAUCUCGGGUAUUUGCGCCACACCGGGCCGAUCUUCUACACGGAGGACCCGGCGCCGCGGUUGCGUCACGUGCAGCAGAAAGUGAAAGAGUUGCUGUUGUCGCACAUGGCGGGGCAAACCUCUCUCCCCAUGUCCAACGCCGAGGCCGAUGCGGUUUUGAAGAAAUUUGAGCAGAAGGAGUGCGAAAAUGCCACCGUCUUUUACUACGAAAAGCACCACGAGUCGAGGUUGUACGCACAGGAGCAGUUGCUAAGGUCUGUGCAGGACCAUCACGGCGGAGUCUUGGUAGAUCCGGACCACGUAUCAAAUGUAAAAAUGUCUGGGUCUGGAAGAAUGUGAGGUUUGUCAUGCACGUUUCGCAUGAGCCCUGAUGUCUGUGAUGCAUGCCCUAGCAUCACAGAUUUUUUGAGAGCUUCUUAAUGCCUAUUCCGCAUGACAAAUGCCCGCUCCGCGUAGCAAAAAUUGCAUUCCUUUUGGUACUCAUGCAAUACAGAUUUUUCCUGGAAUCCAAAUGCAGCAUCACAAGUUGCAUUCUUCCAGACCCAGACAUUUUUACAUUUGAUACCACGAAGAGGUCGAGGUAUCCGCAACCCAGGUGCACCAGUCCCUCCAGGCGGCAGCUGCGACAAGUACAACUUCUGUUGCAAAAAACGUGGUGGAGUCCCACAAACAAGAGAUGGUGGACUCUGUGAUCCAGAGGCACGGAGAUCAGGAUGAAACUGCCAACGGGAUGAAAAAUGAAGAAAGAGACGAGACGCCUCCACUUCUGCCAGGUGAAGAAGAGGCUGCUCCAGAUGAACUUCUGAUGCCCCCUGGAGAUCAUGCGACAAAUGACAACCAAAAGGACGAGGAGAUAUUCGACGAGGCGAAUUACAUCGCCGCAGUGAUCACGAAGAUGCACAAUUCGCACAUCGCGGAAACGAUGCACACGCCUUACGAUCCGGACGGGUUGUUCAUCGAUUUUUCCUUCGAAGCUGACAUCGUUGGCGGGAGCUGCGGUCAACGCCACGAGGUGAUUUGCAGCGACUGCGACCCUAUCAAAUGUAAAAAUGUCUGGGUCUGGAAGAUUGCAACUUGUCAUGCUGUCUUUGGAUUCCAAAAAAAUCUGUAUUGCGUGACCAGCAACAGGAGUCCCGUUGUUUGUGUUACGCGGAGAGGGCAUUUCUCAUGCGGAAUAGGCACCAGAAAGCCCUCUAAAAAUCUGUGAUGCUAGAUCAUGCAUUACAUGCAUCAUGGAUCAUACAAAAUAUGCAUCACAAAUUCCGAAAUCUUCCAGACCCAGACAUUUUUCCACUUGAUAGACCCCAAGGGGGACAACUCGGGGUACGUGAAAAUGGCCGAAGGCACCGCGUUAUCGAAUGUAACAAUGUCUGGGUCUGGAAGAGUGGAACUUGUAAUGCUGUCUGCGGAUUCUAAAAAUAUCUUAUCUGUGUUGCAUGAGCAGGAAGAGGAGUCAGCUCUUGGCACGCGGAGAGGGCAUUUUUCAUGCGUUCUGAGCAUGAAGAAGCUCUCAAAAAAUCUGUGAUGCUAGCACCAGCAUCACAGACUUGAUGGGUCAUUCAAAAUGUGCACGACAAGCUCCGACUCUUCCAGACCCAGACAUUUUUGCAAUCCAUACGCGUGGCGGCGGCCGUGGUCGAUCGAGCGGAUGAGGGAGCUACAGCAGAAGUUCGACUUUCUACUACAAUGAAAAAUGCCUCCACCCCCGAAUCGUUGGGAGCAUUUGUAUUGCAAACCUUUCCAAAUGAAACACUCGCCCUCUUGCAUCUAUCAGCAUCACAGAUUUCCGAUCGUGAAUAGCAAAAAUUUGUAUUGCAAAAGAUGCCAGCAAGAGCGGCGCUUGUCAUGCAAGCGAUGCGACACAAACCUAGACUCUGCAUCAGAAAGGUUCAUACUCCUUUCAUGCAUCACAGAAAGUUUUCAUUUGGAAACUUUGCAUCACAAAUUUUUGCAACUUUGAGGUUGGUGGCAUUUUUCCUCGCGAUACUUUCCCGAGAUGUUGGUCGCUCCGGAUGGGAUCCACGAGUCGGAUAUCAGGCAGCACAACGUCGGCGACUGCUGGUUCACUAGUAUCCUCGCUUCCUGCGCGUACCGAGAGGAUCCGAACUUCGUGCCGCGGCUGAUUGAGCACUGCCCAGAGCUGGGGUUUUUCACCGUGAAAUUGGUAAUUGAAGGGCAGUACCUAUUGAAAGGAAGAACUCCCCCUCCCCAUAUCGAAAACGAAAUUUGUGAUGCUGUAUUUGAGGUCACAAAAAAUUAAUCGAUUUGUCAUGCUAAAAGGCCAAGAGCCGCAGUCGUGGCCUCGUUUGCAGGAAAAUUGUCAUGCCGUUUCCCACUCUCAGCUGCCUCCUAUCAUGCUGAAGAUGCAAGGCUUCCCCACGCCACCCAGCACUACAGUCCGCAUCUUUUCCCGUGUAGCAUGACAAAGCUGAUUUGUGACAACAAAUCUGCAUCACAGAUUUCCAUUUCUUUGAUAUGGGGAGGGGGGAUUUUCCCUUUUGAUAGUACCGCUGGCUCCUUCUCGACGACUUCAUUCCCGUGGAAAAUAUCCUGUGCAAAAGUAUCGUAAUCGUAUAAUUGCAAUCAUGCAUUACAAAUCUUUUUCUUAAGGCAAAUCGGCAUUACAAAUUCCAUUUCUAACGCUAAGGAAAUUUGUAUUGCGAUUUAUACUAGUACGAUACUUUUGCAAUGCAUAGAAAAAACGAAUCCCCAAAUGUAUCACCUGCUCACUUGUUCCUAGCACAAUCUCAUUCGAAACAAGUAUUAACUUGCGACGCCAAGAAGUAGUAGAAAAAUAGUUGUCGAUCUGUCUAAGUCUAGAAGCUCUAAAGGUGCAGUUUAGCAUGAAUGAAAACACGAUGCACCCGGCUCUAUUAAAUAACUACUGCACUGAAAUUCAAAUUAUCCGAGCAUAGCUAUCUUAAAACUACUUUCGUGGGGAACGGGAAGCGAAGAAGGUCUUGCAUUUGCAUAUAAAAAGCGAAAUCGAGCAGUAGGCUACUUUCGCUUUCUUGCAGACCAUCAUGCAUGGGUUGUUCUAUUAAAUACAAGAGAAGUUUAUACAUAGUUCUCCCGCACUUGAGGUCGUUGUAGCAGCAGCUGAGCAGGUUAUAAGAUGCCCAAGUUCGUUUCCUCCGCCACCCUGGGAGAACUGUGGCCGGUGUUUGUCGAGAAGGCGUUUGCUAAGUGGGCCGGGUGCUACCAAAACCUGCGCGGGGGGUUGCAGAACGUGGUCAUUUAUCUUGUGCAAAAGUAUCCUCGAUGUCGUACUAACCUACUACAAAUUGCAUGACAAAUUUCCUUAGCGUGAGGAACGAAAUUUGUGAUGCGGAUUUACCUUAAGAAAGAGAUCUGUAAUGCAUGACUGCGAUCAACAUCAAUAGCACUCCCACUCGGGUGAAGAUGCUUUUGCAAGGCAUAUCAUUCCCAUCGGAUCCGGCCGCGCGCUGGAGGCCUUGACGUGCGGUUCCGAGGUCAUCGAGAUCGAAACCUUAAAAGCCGUGGAAGCGCGGGCGAGGAGCGGCAAGGGCGCAAAUUUUGUGGCGAACAAGCGGUAUGCAUUGCAAAUAAUAGAUAUGUCUGGGUCUGGAAAGAAAAAGAUAAAGAACCAGUGGCUGUGUAUUUGCCGAUGGUAGUUUGCGAUGCAAACCGGCCGGUUGUACGUUUAGUACGGCAUAAAAAUAACAGCAUCAGAGGUUUUGCGAUGCUUCUUACUGCAGAUCCAAGCGCAUGACAAACUGACUUCAGCACAACACCGGAUAUGAAAUCGCUCAUCGUAAUAGUAUUGCACGACAGAUCUUGAUGCAGCAGUCCUCCAAAAAACCUGGUCGAUGACAGAUCCAAACCCGCCAGAUCAUUGAUUUGCAAUUCAUAAUCCCCGUGCCACGGCAAGGCUAUUAUCGGAGUUGCAGGGCCGAAAUUUCGUGAUGACGGCCGGCGGGUGUGACAAUGGCAUGGGAUUGAUUCCCGGCCACGUCUUCAGUCUUUUGGACGUGUGCAAGGUUGAGUUCCCGCGAGGGCCAGCCGGAUUCGAGGCAUUCCUGACGGAAUUUUCCAAAACACCCAUCUCCGACGCCGAACGGGAGGCGGAAAAAGUCCUGCAUUUCGGUAUAGAAUUUACUUUGAGAUAAACUACAACACGCACACAAACUUCGCGCAGCUCGUUCUAGAAGAAGUUGUGAAGAAAAAUUUCUUGUAUGAUGAUAGAUGACAACUAUUCUUGCAGCGUCCUGCUCCUUGAUGUUAACAGUUAUCACUCUGGUCAUCAAUAAAACCAAACUCAUCAUCUUCAUCUUCUGUUGAAGAUUCUUGUUUCCGUGUCGACCAACAUCUUAUUCUCACACACACCAGUCAACGAAACCGGCGUCGCCAUUCGUUUCCGGCACUUCUCCCGCGAGCAGCCCACCCGGGGGCGCGGCGGCCUGAUGGCGAAAACGACGAAAAAGUAUGACUUCAAACUCGAGGGGACAAUAUGCUUUUAAAAUGUAAGGAAUCUUCACCAUUUACUACAACAGCCACUCUACGCGCCUCAAAAACUUGUAUAUGUAUACCUACUUGAAAAAAAUGCAGUGCAUCCACGAACGCCUCCCCGCCGCUUAGGUAUAAUAGGGAAUUGAAGCAGUAGUGCCUGCCAAGGUGCUGGAGCAUUAUGCAUAGCGCGUUGUUUAUCUUUUUCAUCCGCACUAGCAUGUUGUAGUUCGUUCUUGUGGUCCAAAAAUUUUUCCACAGACGAAUGCAACGAACACACAAAACGCUCAUACAUUUCGAGGUUGACGAGAUGAAGUUGUUGUGCGAACAAGAUUGUAAAGAUUUCCAUUGGAUACAGAAACGGAAAACUGAAGUGGUGUUACGAAACCGCCACGUCGGCCAAGGAGUUCAAGCCAGACGAAAUUUUGGAGGUGAAAAACGGAGACACCAUCUCGUUCAAACAACCCAACCAGGUCCAGGGGUCCCAGAUUCGGAAAAUGUCGGGGCACGAGGAAACCGCGACUGCGUACAGAAACAGCCCGGCCGGAAAACAUUGGCUCAGUUAUCUUCUUGUUCAGGAAAAUUCGAAUGAACAGAAGCAAGAAGUACUAGCACAGGGAGCAGACCAGCAGAUGACCGGCGAGUCGAAUAAUUCUUCAAAGGAACAAGCCGGCGCUCCCAGUGGCGCUGGUGCGCUACCACCAUCCCCUUCUGCGCCAGAGGAAAUAGAGCUGAUCAAAAUCCGCAAUCCCUGGGGCCACGGGGAGUGGGUCGGGAUGUGGGGGGACGGUUCUCUAUCAACUGUAAAAAUGUCUGGGUCUGGAAGAAUUCAUGUUUGUCAUGCUUGUCUGGCAUGACUCUUAAAUCUGUCAUGCACGUUAACCAAGAGCUCCGCUUUUCUGUGAUGCAGAAGCGCAGUUUGUCAUGCAGAAUAGGCAACACCUAGGAGCUCAGAAACUUGUCAUGCUGAGCCAGCAUUUGUAGCCUCAUCAUGAGACGCCACCCAGCAUCACAAGUUUCCAGACCCAGACAUUUUUACUUUUGAUAUUCUCCGGUUUGGGACUACUACCCGGAGAUUCAGAAGAAGUUGCAGUUUAUCAAGGCGGAUGACGGUAUGGGAGUGUCAGAAUUGAAAUCGUCAAAGUUGAAAUAAUUUGUAAUGCAUAAAAUGCGAUACAGAAACUGACUCUAUUGCAGAAGACGCACGGGAGGCAGAUUAUAGUCCUGGUAAGGGUCAAAAGUUGGACUGCUGACUAGCAUCACAGAAACGCAGCGCCUUUGCCCCAAACCGCAUGACAGACUCGCUUCAAGGACCGGGAAAAUUUGUCAUGCGCCGACUACAAACUGUAGGCUUCACUGGUAUCCGUUUUAGGCAUCACAAAUUACUAUCUCAACUUUGACGAUUUCAAUCCUGACGCUUCCAUAGACGGGGUGUUCUUUCAGCAGUGGGAGGAUUUUGAAGCCACCUACGCCACGAUAACUGCGUGCGGCCACGUGGAAGGCUAUCAAAUGUAAAAAUGUCUGGGGCUGGCAGAAUGCAAGAUUUGUCAUGCACAUUUCUCAUGACCCAUGAUGCCUGUAAUGCUUGCACUAGCAUCGCAGACUUUUAAUGGGCUUCCUGAUGCACCUUGCGCAUGAGAAAUGGCCUGUCUGUGUAGCAAAAACUGUACCCAUUUCGCUGGUCAUGCAAUCUGUGUGUCUAUAUAUAUGCGCCUCAAAAAAGACAGAAACAUAGACUUGAAUGAAAAAAAAAGUGAACAGUAAUAUGACAUGAGACGUUAAUGGUUUUUUCUGUUUUUUUUCAAAAGAGAAAGAACAGUAAGGAAAAAGUUAGAAGUGGCCCUAGAGGUGUUUUUUUCUUUUCUUUCUUGAAGGCAGUCAUGACAGCAAUACAAAACAAACCUCAAUCACACUUUAGGUGGCCGACGCGGGUGUAAAGGAGAGUCGUACGGGGGCAGGCGCAUAAUCUUGGCCUAACGUGUCGUUGUGUCGUGCGGUGCGGGUUAGUAGUCGUUGUCGCUGUUUCUCGUCCUUUUCGCUUCCGGGGGUCGUGCUCGGCUGGAGAGGUUUUGGUGCGUGUCGGCGAGGGCUCGGUGAGCGGCGGCUUCGAGCGGAGCGUCGGUUCCUCGCUAGUCGUGGUCGCCUUCUUCGUGCUUCUAGGUUCUUUCAUAGGUGGGGUCCCUUUCCCGGCUUUUCAAAAAGGGCUUUUUGGUGGACUGCUGGAGACCCCAGUCCAGUCGCCUUGCGACGCUUUUUCCCAGCUGCAGGAGACCCCAGCAUCCGCUAGCUCUGCCCCUUUCUCUCGUCGUUGUCUGUUCUCGUGUCUUGCCUGGUUGACCGGUGGAAACGCAACCGUGCUAUUGGAAUAACCGAAUUCGACCAGGACAUGCAGCCACUCUAACGGUUCCACUCGGGUCCGACCCCCGUUAGAGCUUGACCCUUUCUCCCCCGAGGUCCUACCUGAGGUAGUGGUCGUAAAGGGGAUAUAGUGGUUGAGGGGUAAAUAAGGUCAUGCAAUACAAUUUUUUUUAGAGUCCAAAAACAGCAUGACAAGUUCCAAUCUUCCAGACCCAGACAUUUUUACAUUUGAUAAAGGCUCACCAUUGACGAUGCCGGACUACGGACACUCCUUUCUCGUCACGAAGUCUGCGAUAUCACACGACAAAAGAAGCCAUAGCAUACCAGACUAAUCUUCCUCAUUCGCGAUGCAAAAAGUAGAACAAGGCACCAAGAAGUGGGGCCUGCUGCCCGAGGAGCAGCCCCCGUCCCCGCACGCUGCUUCGAACAUGGUCAUGCAGGACAGAUUUUUCUAUUUGCACGUGCUGGAGUAAAUGUAGAUAAAAGGAUGCUAGAAGUUUUUUUUUGUGUGUGAUACGCGAGCCAGCGAAAGGACUUGAAGAACUCCGGGCGGGUGCAGGUGAAGGCGACGCAGUCGGACAGGCCGUUUUCCAAGACGAUUGUAAAGGAGGACAUGGGGUUCUUCGGAAGGUUCUGCAACUUUUAAGCCGCAGUUUGUUCGUCGGCCUGCGUUGAUGGUUCCGGCGGCGGCGGCCUAGCUAGACCAGAAACUACGUUCUCCUGUCCUCGAAAAGGACCACGCAGAAGAUAGGGCGCGACUCGAGAGGCAGAUGCAAAGUCUGACUCUUGUAAGUAUAGCAAUAGGCAGUUUUUCUUGUUGGAAAUAAGUACCAAUCAGUUCUUCUGUUUUCAAGAAGAAAUAAGAAGGAGCAAGCUGCGUAAGAAUGAAC
Molecule: messenger RNA, 10709 nt
Organism: Amoebophrya sp. A120
Lineage: Eukaryota; Dinophyceae; Syndiniales; Amoebophryaceae
Source: the annotation of a GenBank genome assembly